AUGAAUCCCACCGUCCCAGCAGAAAAGCAAGAAGUUGUGAAGGCUCAGGCCGAUUUUUGGGCUCACUCUAGGCGUAGUCCGAUCGUCCGGACACCAGCCGAUUACGGGAUGGAGUAUGAAGAAGUUUCAUUCCCCUCAUACGAUCAGGUUAAGCUCAAAGGUUGGUUCAUCCCAUCUGAAGGAUCUAAUAAGCUUAUCAUUUGUAACCACCCAAUGCCUAUGAACCGCUAUGGUUAUCCCGGGCAUCUUGAUGAAUUCAAGCAGCUCUGUGGUUUCGAAGUUAACUUUCUUCCGGAGUAUAAGAUUCUCCAUGAUGCGGGCUACAACCUUCUCUGCUAUGAUCAGCGUAACCAUGGCGAGAGCGGCGAGGGUGACGGCGGUGUAGCUGCCGCUGGAAGACAUGAAUGGAAAGACUGUGUCGGUGUAAAGAUUUGGGCCGACAAGCAUCCAGUCUUUUCUAAGAUGAAUUUAGGAUUAAUGAGCAGAUGUAUGGGCGCAAACGCCCAAUUCGAGGCAAUAUCGCGAUAUCCAGAGCUCUUUCACAACGUCAAAUGUAUGAUUGCUCCUCAGCCGGUCACUGUCAGGUACGCUGCCGAAGCUUUUUGUGAUCAAUUGGGCAUUUUGGAAUACAUAGAUGUUCUUGACGAAGAGAUACGAAAACUGGGGGGCUUCGCGACAACAGAAAUUGGCCCAAAGCCUUUUGUUCCCAAUGUCCACUUGCCAACUUUAAUUAGUCAAGUUCAUGAGGAUUCCUGGACUAAGCCAGAAGAUGUGGAAAAUAUUUUCGCACUAUUAGGUACCAGGGAAAAGAAACUCGUGUGGAUUGAAGGAACGAAAAACAGGUUCGACGGUUACAACUUUUUUGGUGAGCAUCCCAAAGAAAUGCUCAAUUGGUACGCCAAAUACAUGUGA
Molecule: messenger RNA, 912 nt
Organism: Lachancea mirantina
Lineage: Eukaryota; Fungi; Ascomycota; Saccharomycetes; Saccharomycetales; Saccharomycetaceae
Source: the annotation of a GenBank genome assembly